Messenger RNA from Tilletiaria anomala UBC 951, 2141 nucleotides. RefSeq lists its product as uncharacterized. The coding region runs from base 153 to 2060 and encodes 635 amino acids. The transcript is spliced from 6 exons. The record is from RefSeq and is a predicted model, not a curated record. NCBI's taxonomy places the organism in Eukaryota, Fungi, Basidiomycota, Exobasidiomycetes, Georgefischeriales, Tilletiariaceae.
CCUGACACGGUGGAUCUAACGCGAGAUGGGGGCAGCAGGCUCCUCUCGCUGGCCUUGGUAGCGGCGACGAUGCCAGCGGUACUCAGAAGCCCCAGCAACAACGGAAUUUUGCCGCGUCACGAGAGCAGGAAGAUCUGCAGCGCGCGAUCCAAAUGAGCAUGGCCGGCGUCUCACAAGAUCCAUGCAUCAACUCAAGCGAUGAUCAAGAUGACACCAUGCGCAACAGUGCACAUUCACAUACGCACGCAGCACAUGGUCCGUUGAUGCCCGCGCAGAUACACGUACCGCCGCUCUCAUUGAAUUCGGGCGGCUCAGGAACUCCGAGCUCGCAGCAAGUCAACCCCAACGUCUCUUGGGUGCACUUUGACUCAUCAACCACCGCUGGCAGACAAGCGGACGCGCAGUCCGGCUGGGUGCCGCCUGUUAGCCCAAAGGGAGGCGGCAUUGGCGGUCUCGGUGCUGUUGAAAGUACUAUCGCUGGCGCACCUGUGACGUCUUGGGCACUGCGACCGGAGGUCCUCGUUACUCGCGCAAGGGCGUCAUCCGCCGGCACCGAUGCCAACGCGGGCAAGCCGCCCGUGGGCUUGGUCGCACCUACACCCAUCUUGCAAGGCUUCGCAUCCCUGUUGCAGGGUCUAUACGCCACACCCGCUGCGCGCGAAGCCAUUCUUUCUGUCUGUCCGCCAGAUGCACGGGCGGAGGAUGUGGAUAAUUUCUGGCGCGGAGAAGCGCCGAGCGCAAAAACCAGUGCCCAAGCAAGGGAGCAGGUGGGGGAGCAGCAGCAGCCUGAAACGAUGGACGAGGCAACAAAUGUGUCUGCUGGAUCGCAACAGCAGGAUCCUGUGGCACCAAAGAUAAGUGUGAAUGCGGAAGAGGGAGACGCCUUCGCCGCUGAAACGAGCGACGUGGUCAUGGAGUGCGUGGCUUCUGAUAGUCCAACCGCCCAGGCUCGCGUCGCUAUUGACGGGGAAGCAGAGAAACAGCCUGGCCCUGGGGCCCAAACGACCAUCACUACUGCGGAUGCAGAAGCAGAUGCAGGUAUGGAUACUGGCGGGGAGCAUCAGGAGCAACGGGAAGUUGGCAGCUUGAUCACCCGUGCUGCGGAUUCGAUUAUCGUUUUGCAGCGCAUACAGACACUCUUCGCGUAUAUGCAGACCUCCAACAGAGCCUGGGUCCAGAUCUCCGAUGUUGCUGCAGUACUGCAGUUCCAUGCGCAAGAGGCGUUGUCAAGGUCCGAAGGCCCUGCAGAUGUUGUCAGAUACUUGUUCGCCGUAGUCGCGCAAGCCUUUCGCGACACGUCGCUACUGAAUGCGCGACUGCAGCUGAAAAAUGAUGACCAAAUUAGCGAAGAAAUGGAAUCGCAGCGCCAGGCGGCAGAGAAGAUUGACUCUUUCAAGAACGAGCUCGAUUUUGUCUUUACCUCCACAGGCGGACGAACGCUAUGCUAUGAGGCACACACCGAUCUGCCGGAUAGGAUCGAGAGCACACCUACGCUCUACCUACAUCCUGACAAGUUACACUCAUCCAUCUCGCUCGCCUUUCGGCAGACGUUGUCGCAAGGCAACUUCCUCAUACAUCGUCCGGCGAGGGUCAUGUUGUUCUUGCUCGACCACACGUCACGCGGCGAUAAGUUCGAGUAUGACGACCCUCUCUUCAUCGACCAGCUGCUAUGGGAAAAGCGGAAAGGCGCGGCAUUACCCGUGGUACACCCGCAGGAGAUGCAAAAGCUUCACCAGGAAGAACAAGUGGCACGCGCCGAGUCGCUCAAGUUGGCACAGUUCAAAGGCCAAGAUCCAUUGCAGCUGUUGGAGUCAUCUAUCGAGUACUUUGACACGCUCUCUCAAGGUAAAGGUGAUCCGGAAACGUCAGCAACUGGAAUGAAUGUGCUGGAGAGUCUUCGGAAGAUGCUUGAUGGCUUGAAAAGCGCGCGCCGUGAGCUUGAAUCGAAGAUGGACACCGCAAAGCAAAAGCAAGAAGCGUUGGAACGAAAGCUGGUAGAGGACUUCAGCGAGACUGCAAAGCAGCCGCAAUGGCAGUUCGCUAUGACCUCCGCGCCUUAAUAUGCCCUGCUGGAGAGGGCCUCUUUCCCCUAGGCACCCUUGCCCUUGUCAAGGGCGAUGAUGAUGAGUGGUGGCGCGUCG